AGGAGUCUGACAUAUUUUACGUCAAGUGCUCUUUGGUUCGGUGGUAUUUGUUUCCGGAUGUGUAACUAGAAGCAAGAAUGGCUGCGCUGUUUACGUGUUGUCUAGGCUGCUGCGGGGAUGGCGGAUCGGGGCAUAUCCCCCUGAAAGAAAUGCCUAUCGUUCAGUUAGAUACUCACCACAUGGGCACAGAUGUUGUCAUUGUGAAGAGUGGCCGGAGGAUAUGUGGCACUGGAGGCUGUCUGGCCAACGCUCCUCUGCACCAGAACAAAAGUUAUUUUGAGUUUAAGAUCCAGUCCACUGGUGUGUGGGGAAUAGGUGUGGCGACGCAGAAAGUGAAUCUUAAUCAAGUGCCUAUGGGCAGAGACACAAACGGCCUAGUCCUGAGGCAUGAUGGGUCUGUGUACCACAAUAAUGAAGAGAAGAAUCGCCUACCUGCAAACAGCCUCCCUCAGGAGGGUGACAUUGUGGGCUUCACAUAUGACCACGUGGAGAUGAAUAUAUAUCUGAAUGGAAAGAACAUGCACUGUCCUGCCUCAGGGAUCCGAGGCACUGUAUACCCCGUUGUUUACGUGGACGACAGUGCCAUCUUAGACUGCCAGUUUAGUGACUUCUACCAUCCAGCUCCACAAGGAUUUGAGAAGAUCCUCUUUGAACAACAAAUCUUCUAAAGGAUCACUUCAGCCUAAGCGCCUCUUUAACAUGUCACCCUCUCCUGUAUCUCAUAGCAACCUCUGUGACACUACAGUCUGAUCUUGAUUGGAUAUCAUGUGUGGCUUAAUGCCUCUUGUUUUGUUUCCCCUGAUUACUCAGGGUCUCUCUACUCAUACCUCGCGUUGACGUUGGAGUAUCCUUGAAGGAGUGGGGGUUUCUGAUCAUUGGUUGUCUAUGAAUAUGCUGGUGGUUAACUGUCAAAUAUUUACCUUGUGUCAGUGGUCCUCGCCUUGUAUUGACUGAAACACUUUCAAUCGCUGCUUUCAUUCUCAAUCUGUGUGUAGAUGCCGGACAGCGGAUGAAAUGGUUAAAUGUUCAGGAUCAAAAAGCCAUGUCUUAUUCACAUUGCUUUAUACUUAUAUUAUUUGAUUAUUUAAUCUCAUAAAUGUCCUACUGACUCAGCAUACGCCCUAUAUUUAUUUGAGUCACCUAUUCACUUUCAUUUAACAAAACCUGUCUUUCUUUUGGCCGGCAAGGGUGUGAACUAAUGAAGCUGUCGAUACUGACACAUCUGUCAACAAAAUCCCAUUCACUUUUAUGUACUUUUCUUUAAUUAAAAAUACAAUAAAAAGAAGUGAUAUUGCAACACUUUUUCAAUUUGAGUUGACACAAAGAUGGUUUAAAUAUGCACUCCAGUUAUCCAGAACACAUUCACAGAGAACUGCCGGUUUGACUUUCACUGAGGUUUGCUGAGGUGACAUGCUGCGAAUAUAUUAUACAAAUAUUUAAAAAAAACAUUUCUUAAAUUACUGACACUAAUUAUAUAUCAAGCUUGAUUUCCAAAUCAUUUCUAUGAACAGCUCUUUAGACUUUCCACACUUCCUGAAAUCUUCAUGGUGUUUUUAUUCUAAUUAUCAGAAAAUUACCAAAGUUGGUGCCGGCUGUCUCAGAUUAAAGAUUUUAAUGGUUAAAAAUGUCAAUCUGUUGUGUUGUAUUGGCAUUGCAUAAUUCGCUGCUAACAGUUACAUAUUUAAAAUGCUUGUCUUUGGUUGCACUAAUGAUGUUAUUGUACGAGCAUAUCCAAAUAUUGUCGAUUCAUUAAACUUUUGUGUCUGGAGGCAAA
Messenger RNA from Gymnodraco acuticeps, 1774 nucleotides. RefSeq names its product SPRY domain containing 7b (gene spryd7b). Lineage: Eukaryota; Metazoa; Chordata; Actinopteri; Perciformes; Bathydraconidae. Gene Ontology annotation, molecular function: protein binding. Bases 78 to 668 code for a protein of 196 amino acids. The record is from RefSeq and is a predicted model, not a curated record. The transcript has 5 exons.